GCUUCUCCAGUGGCCACCAUACCAGAAGAAAUGACUACAGCUUCCUCCACUACAUUGACAACUUUGCCCACUUUGACUACAACGCCGACUCCAGCAGUUGAACAGUUCACAGUGAAUUUCACCAUCACCAACCUCAGAUACAGGGAAGAGAUGGGAACUCCCAAUUCGAAGGUGUUUAAUGCCACAGAAAUAGCUGUCACCACUCUGAUGGACCAAAUACUCAAAAGCGGCAGCAUCGGCUCCAUUUAUUUGAGAUGCAAAGUGACAUCACUCAGACCAGUGAAAGAUCGGGAAGAAACUGGGAUGGACUCCAUCUGCACUUACCAAAAUGACUCCAUCACUCCCGUUUUUGACCGAGUGAAAGUGUACCACGAAAUUGUGAAUAGGACCCAAGGUUUCACCAGGAUGGGCCCAUACAAGCUGGAGAGAUACAGUCUCUAUGUGAAUGGUUAUCAUGAAGUUCCUCUGGAAGCGACCGUUUCGCCAACGCCACCCUUGGCGGUUGAGCAAUUCACAGUGAAUUUCACCGUCACCAACCUCCAGUACAAGCCAGAGAUGGCAAUUCCCAAUUCGAAGGUCUUCAAUGCUACAGAAGCUGCACUCAUCACUCUGUUGGGCAGGUACCUCAACAGGAGCAGCAUCGGUCCAGCGUUUUUGGGAUGUGAGGUGACAACUCUGAGACGGCUUAAAAAUGGAGACCAAACUGGAAUGGACUCUGUCUGCUCUUACCGGAACGAUUCCACCGUGGCUGCCUUCAACCGAGUAAAAGUGUACCAUGAAAUCGUCAACCAGACCAAAAGCUUCACCCAGAUGGGUCCCUACAAAUUGGAAAGAUACAGCCUCUAUGUCAAUGAUUAUUAUGAAGUCCCUGUAGCUGCAACUGUUUUGCCAACUCUGCCCCAAACACGACCCUUGGAAGUUGAUCAGUUCACUGUGAAUUUCACCAUCACCAACCUCAAAUACAAGCAAGAGAUGGGAACCCCCAAUUCGAAGGCCUUCAGUGCUACGGAAAUGGUGGUCACCACUCUGCUUGGCCGAAUCCUCCCUCAUACUAGCAUUGGUCCGGCGUAUUUGGGAUGCAGAGUGACAAAUAUGACUUCUGUGAGAAGCGGGGAUGAAACUGGGAUAGACUCUGUCUGCACCUACCGGGACGACUCCACUGCCCCGGCCUUUGACCGCGUGAAAGUGUACCAUGAAAUAGUGAACAGGACCAAGGGGUUCACCAAGAUGGGACCCUACAACUUGGAAAGAUACAGCCUCUACGUUAACGCCACCCAAACUCCGACAACUGAACAUUUCACUGUGAAUUUCACCGUCACCAACCUCCGGUACAAGCCGGAAAUGGGAAUUCCCAAUUCAAAGGCCUUCAAUGCCACCGAAAUGACCCUCACCACUUUGCUUGGCCGAAUGUUCAACAGGAGCAGUGUUGGUCCUGGUUAUAUGGGAUGUCAAGUGACACGUCUAAGACCAAUCAAAAAUGGGGAUGAGACAGGGAUGGACUCUGUCUGCGUUUACCGAAACAAUGCAGCCAUGUCCAUCUUUGACCGAGUGAAAGUGUACCACGAACUACGGAACAAGACCAAUGGGUUCACCAAGAUGGGACCCUACAAACUGGACCCAAACAGCCUCUAUGUAAAUGAUUAUAAUGAAGCCCCUGUGCAAACAACUGUAUUACCUAAGACAACCCCAAUGGUGGAACAUUUCACCAUGAAUUUCACCAUCACCAACCUCCGGUACAAGCCGGAGAUGGGAAUUCCCAAUUCAAAGACCUUUGGUGCAACCGAGAUGGCACUCACCACUCUGCUUGGCCGGAUGCUGAGCAAGAGCAGCGUUAUUGGCCCAAGAUAUCUGGGGUGCCGAUUGACAACCCUGAGACCUAUCAAACAUGGGGAUGAAACUGGGAUGGACUCCAUUUGCACUUGCAGAAAGGACUCCACCUCACCCAUCUUUGACCGAGUGAAAGUCUACCACGAAAUUGUCAACAAGACCAACGGGUUCACCAAGAUGGGACCCUACAAACUGGACCCAGACAGCCUCUACGUCAACGAUUAUAACGAACCUCCUAUGCAAACAACCGUCGCAACGCCAACGAAGGAACAUUUCACAGUGAAUUUCACCGUCACCAACCUCCGGUACAAGCCAGAGAUGGGAGUUCCCAAUUCAAAGGCCUUCAAUGCCACCGAAAUGACCCUCACCACUCUGCUUGGCCGAAUGUUCAACAGGAGCACUUUGGGUCCAGCAUUUGGGGGAUGUGAGGUGACCGCUCUAAGACCUAAGAAGCAUGGGGAUGAAACGGGAAUGGACUCCAUCUGCACUUACCAGACGGGCACCACUAUCCCUAUCUUCGAUCGAGUCAAAGUCUACCAAGAAAUGGUCAACAAGACUAGCGGUUUCACCAAAAUGGGUCCCUACAAACUGGACCCAAACAGCCUCUAUGUCAACGGUUACAACAAACCAUCAAGCCUCUCAGCUCUAAGCCCUAUGACUACUGCCACCAAAAUGCCCACUUUGGGGUAUUUCACUGUGAACUACACCUUGUCCAGCUUGCCUUAUACCAUGGAUAUGGGGAUAGCCGGUUCUCGGAAGUUCAACGCCACAGAGAGAGUGGUCAAGUAUUUGGUGGAAUCCUUUCUCAACAAGACAAGCGUUGGCCCAGCACUUCCUUCUUGCAAAGUUCAGAGUUUUCGGUCUCCAGAAACCGGGGCAGCUGUGAUGGUGGACCAGCUUUGCAGCUAUCGGAAAGAUCAGCUCCCGGUUCCUUUUGACCGUGUGAGGGUUUACGAUGAGCUGCGCAACCUCACAAAAGACGGCACCAAGUUUGGACACAUUGCCAUGAAGAAGGACAGCCUUUGUGUGAAUGGAUACCCACCUUCUAGCUUGGUUCCAGAAGGGUUUGGGUACGAACUCGGUUUCACGAUAGUCAACGAGAACUUGACCAACACAGAUCCAUCGUCUCCAGAAUACAGACAACUGGAGGACAGCAUCAAAGAUCAGAUACGGUUCUAUUGUGGUUGACUGCAAGUGCUAUUUUGAUCCUGAAAUGAACAUCAGCAAGGACACAGUGAAAGAGACGUUUCAGCGAGAGACGAAGAACGCCACCUCCCAGUGGCUGGGCCGUCGCUUCCAGCUCAAAGGCGUGACAGUGAGAGCAAUUGAUCCAGUGAUUGAAGCCAUCACAGAGACCCCCCUCUUGGAGCUAAAGGUGAAGGACUUCACCGUCAACUUCACCAUCACCAACCUGCCAUACCGGGUGGAG
This is a messenger RNA of Sceloporus undulatus (fence lizard), 3256 nucleotides long. It is a transcript of the gene MUC16, whose product is annotated as mucin 16, cell surface associated. The record is from RefSeq and is a predicted model, not a curated record. Bases 31 to 3015 code for a protein of 994 amino acids. The transcript is spliced from 30 exons. NCBI's taxonomy places the organism in Eukaryota, Metazoa, Chordata, Lepidosauria, Squamata, Phrynosomatidae.